Messenger RNA from Aricia agestis (brown argus), 883 nucleotides. RefSeq names its product protein IMPACT-B-like. The transcript is spliced from 6 exons. The record is from RefSeq and is a predicted model, not a curated record. Gene Ontology annotation, molecular function: protein binding. Lineage: Eukaryota; Metazoa; Arthropoda; Insecta; Lepidoptera; Lycaenidae. Bases 80 to 877 code for a protein of 265 amino acids. Gene Ontology annotation, biological process: regulation of translational initiation. Gene Ontology annotation, cellular component: cytoplasm.
GGAAACUUUUGAUUACUGAAUAAAAUUAAAUAUUGUUUUACCAUCGAUUUCGCAGAGGUUGUUCUAAGAUUACGCUAAAAUGGAUACGGAUAAUUUAACGAAACAGAUUGAAGAAGUUGAGGCAUUGAGCUCAAUCUACGGUGAAGACUGGACAACAGAAUGUGCGGCAUCCAAGUCAUAUAACAUUAAAAUUAAAGAGAACGACAAAGAAGUAAUAUUGUAUGUUACCAUGACUUCCGAGUAUCCAUCUCAGGGACCUCCGAAGUAUGAGUUAUCUGCUCCAUGGAUGGACAGAAAGGCUAAAGAAAAUCUUCAUCAUUGCUUGGAUGAAGUCUAUCUAGAGAAUGUGGGCGAAACAGUAAUAUUUCAAUGGGUUGAGAAAAUAAGAGAAAUCCUACAGUUGAUAGUUCCACAGACAGAGAAAGAAGAGAAGGAUACCAAAUGUAUUGAAGAAACUAUUGACUUGUCCCAGCUCGAUAUAAAAUGUCCAGAUAUAACCCAUGGGGAAGUGAUAUUUGAUCGAAAAAGCUCUUUCCAAGGUCACGCGGCGGAAGUGCAUAGUGUUGACGAUGUAAAUGCUGUCCUUUUUAAAUUAAAACAAAACAAGAAAAUACUGAACGCCACACAUAAUAUGUACGCAUACAGAAUAGAAAGGCAGACAAAUAAAGGUCCGUCUAUAUUACAAGACUGUGAUGAUGAUGGGGAGAGUCAUGCAGGGAGCAGAAUGUUGCACCUACUACAGAUACUUGAUCAGAAGAACACACUCGUAGUAGUGUCUAGAUGGUAUGGAGGGAUACAGCUAGGCCCAGAUCGAUUUAGACACAUCAACAAUGCUACACGACAAGUUAUACAGCAGGCAGGACUUCUAAAGAAAUGACGAAAA